AUGGUGGUCCAGUGGUACUGGCUGUGGAGGUCUGUCAGGAUGUAUUUCCACACCAUAUACCUUGGCAUACGAAGCCGUCGGAGUGGAGAGAAUGACAGGUGGCGCUUUUAUUGGAGAAUGGUGUAUGAGUAUGCAGACGUGAGUAUGCUGCAUUUGCUAGCUACCUUUCUGGAGAGCGCUCCGCAACUUGUCCUGCAGCUCUGCAUUAUAAUUCAGACCCACCACUUACAGGCUCUCCAAGGUCUCACAGCAGCAGCGUCCUUGGUGUCCCUGGCCUGGGCUCUGGCCUCCUAUCAAAAGGCUCUCCGGGACUCCCGUGACGACAAGAAGCCCAUCGGCUACCUAGCCGUCAUCAUUCAGUUCUGCUGGCACUUCUUCACCAUUGCCGCCCGGGUAAUCACCUUCGCACUCUUCGCCUCUGUGUUCCAGCUCUACUUCGGUAUCUUUAUUGUCCUGCACUGGUGCAUCAUGACCUUCUGGAUCGUCCACUGCGAGACAGAGUUUUGCAUCACCAAGUGGGAGGAGAUUGUCUUCGACAUGGUAGUGGGGAUCAUCUACAUCUUCAGCUGGUUCAACGUCAAGGAAGGACGGACCCGCUGCCGUUUGUCCAUCUACUACUUUGUAAUCCUUUUGGAGAACACAGCCUUGAGCGCCCUCUGGUACUUAUACCGGGCUCCUCAGAUCACUGACGCUUUUGCCAUCCCUGCUCUCUGUGUUGUCUUCAGCAGUUUUCUGACUGGAAUAGUCUUCAUGCUCAUGUACUAUGCCUUCUUUCACCCCAAUGGACCCAGGUUUGGGCAGUCGCCAAGCUGCGUACUUGUGGACCCUGCUACCACCUUUACACUGCCCCCCGAGGUUGCGACCAACACCCUGAGGGCAGUUUCACAAAAUCGUGUGCCGGUGAUGGUGCCAGACAGGGAUCCGAAAUACACAGAGAGGGACAGCUGCGCGCCUGUGUUUCAGGUCAGGCCCACCGCCCCCUCCACCCCAUCCUCUCGUGCGCCACGGAUAGAGGAAACUGUUAUUAAAAUAGACCUGUUCAGGAACAGGUAUCCUGCCUGGGAGAGGCACGUGCUGGAUAGAAGUUUACGCAAGGCCAUCCUAACCCUUGAGUGUUCACCCUCUCCCCCCCGGCUGCAGUAUAAAGACGAUGCUCUUGUUCAAGAGCGCCUGGAAUAUGAGACCACACUGUAGCCUUUGGGGAUGUUUGCUUUAAAAAAAGAAAACCUGCUAGAGGAUCCACUUAAGAGUGAUCAGCAGGACUGUGGCAAUACAUUCCUAGCUCUAUCUCUCUAUACAUAGUGUCGAUCCAUGGUGUUGAUUGUCAUGGACUGAAAAUAGGCACGAUUUCAAUUUAACUUGAAGGGUGUAUUGUUGGUUUUUUUUUUAAGUUUUUUUUUUUUUUUUUUUUUAAUU
Molecule: messenger RNA, 1416 nt
Organism: Polyodon spathula (Mississippi paddlefish)
Lineage: Eukaryota; Metazoa; Chordata; Actinopteri; Acipenseriformes; Polyodontidae
Product: XK-related protein 4-like
Exons: 3
Coding region: 1-1194 (397 amino acids)
Biological process (GO): phosphatidylserine exposure on apoptotic cell surface; apoptotic process involved in development; engulfment of apoptotic cell
Cellular component (GO): plasma membrane
Source: RefSeq, a predicted model, not a curated record